Annulohypoxylon truncatum is the source of this 1287-nucleotide messenger RNA. RefSeq lists its product as uncharacterized. The transcript has a single exon. Lineage: Eukaryota; Fungi; Ascomycota; Sordariomycetes; Xylariales; Hypoxylaceae. Bases 182 to 1015 code for a protein of 277 amino acids. The record is from RefSeq and is a predicted model, not a curated record.
CUGUGUCACUAUCUUAUCGUUUAUCGUGGGUUCAUCUCGUCACUUUUCCUUUCCUCAUCUGGUGCAUUAAGCCAGUCGCGCAAUCCUGAACUGGAAGCUUACUGCGCACACCAUAGACACUAUGAUCCGACGAUAGCAUUAUUCAAUCCUAUAUGUACCUCGCACCAUACAUCACCACACCAUGGCACCUCCCACCGAAUCUUCUGCCUCUGCGCCUACCUCGAAGGGCGCCAACCCAGCCCCCGAGUUCACCGUCAACAUGAACCGCAUCCAGACGCAGCUCGAAGCGCGUCUUAAAGCAGCGCGCCCAUUCCUCUCCUCGCUCUCCGACUCCCGCACACCUAAGUCGAACCCCGAUUCCGGCGGGGGAUCGUUCUCCGCGCUUAGCUCCUCCGGCCCUCAACCCACCACCUCCCGCUCCUCCCAUCCCCAGUCCCAGUCCCGAUCUACCGCCGCAGAAGCAGCAGCGAGGCGCGCAGCAGCCGAAGCCGAGUUCGCAGAAGACCGAAACCUGGACCCUAAGGUGGGGAUCGGGGUCGUCCGCUCCUCGAGCGGGAACAGCGACACCAACGGAAAAGACCGGAACACGGCUCAGCUGCGCGGACGACUGCUGGGAAAGCGCGGAAAAGGGGGUAACGAGGGGGCUGAGAAGCGAUGGGUGCGGAGGGAAGACAGCAGUGACGAAGAAGCGGGGCGGAGCGGGCUUGGACGAGUGAAGAGGAAUGGAAACGGAAAUGGAAAUGGAAACGAAAGGGGGAAAAGGUCACGGGCGGAGAUGGAGGAGGAUGAUCGCGAGGAGGAAAUAGUCGAAUCGACGACACCGGAGGUUAAGGCGCUUGAUGGGGAAGAUGUCAGCGAGAAAAUUGACCAGGCUAGUGAUACGAAGGGUGAUGCGGAGAACGUAACUCCUAAAUCUACGGAGCAGGUCGGCCCAAGUACGUCUGUUGAACGGAAUUCUAGAAAAAGGCGAAAGAGGCAAAAGAAAAAAUUGAAUAGGGAAAUCAACAAGGCUUGAUAUUUUCCGUCAUAACUUCAUCUCUUCUGGAUGAGACAAUAGAUUCCUUGAUACCCCUGAGCAUACUAUCGAUCACUUCAAAAGUGUACAUAGAUUAAAUUGAUUGAAGAGCCGUGAUGGCCCUUUCCCUACUUGUGCGUUGAAGCAUUUGCUCCGAAAUUGACCAACCCGUAAGAGUACAUGAUUAGGAACUCCGCGAGCGCAAAAGCGCGUAGAGCAUUGAAUCAUUUUACCCCUUAGUUCCUAUCCUCCCCCUCCGAAGCGGCAGCAAG